Messenger RNA from Bradysia coprophila, 1931 nucleotides. Its product is annotated as sodium-coupled monocarboxylate transporter 1-like. Gene Ontology annotation, biological process: sodium ion transport; transmembrane transport. The record is from RefSeq and is a predicted model, not a curated record. Lineage: Eukaryota; Metazoa; Arthropoda; Insecta; Diptera; Sciaridae. Gene Ontology annotation, cellular component: membrane. Gene Ontology annotation, molecular function: symporter activity.
UUGAAAGAAGUUCCAGUCAAACAGUUGACGUCGUUAUGUAUUGUUCUUCAACUGGAAUCGAGACUGCCGCAAAAAAAUUUCAAAAAUGAACAAUAAUGUGGAUGUGACGGACAUUAAAUUAAAUGUUAAAGAUGUGAAAAGUAACUUACAACAUUUCGAUUGGAUUGAUUAUGGUGUCUUUCUGUUUAUGUUGAUCAGCUGUGCAGCGGUGGGUGUUUACUUUGGUUUCAUCGAUAAAAACAGGAAAAGGAGGCUCAGUGCAUCAAAUGCAACUGAAAUUGCACAGGAAUAUUUGCUGGGCGGAAGACGGAUGACGGUUGUUCCCGUAGCUAUGUCACUUGUGGCAAGUUGGAUAUCUGGAAUAGCCCUGCUGGGUCUCGUUACUGAAAUGUACACGUACGGCACGCAAUACCUAUUCGUCAUUUUUGCACUCAUACUUGCUGGCCUUUUGACAUCGUACGUCUAUAUGCCCGUGUUUCAUGAUCUACGUUUGCAGUCUUGUUUUGAGUAUUUGGAAAAGAGAUUCGAUAAGAGAAUUCGGCUGUUUGGUUCAGUCCUUUAUUCACUACACACGAUCACCUUUCUGCCAGUUGUGAUUUAUGUACCGGCGCUAGCUUUUAAUCAAGUAACUGGAAUAGACAUUUACAUUAUUACACCAUUUGUAUGCGCCAUAUGCAUUUUCUACACGUUGGUGGGAGGCAUCAAAGCCGUCGUUUGGACAGAUUGCAUUCAAACAUUUAUGAUGAUCGGCACGAUGUUAAUAGUAAUCGGAAAGGGCACUGUUGACGCCAAUGGUUUCGGUAAUAUUUGGAAUACCAAUUGGGCAGGUGGAAGGCUUGUGUUUCCCGAACUUACGUUGGAUCCUAAAGAACGGCAUUCUACAUUGGCGUUGCUUGUCGGAGGAACGACGUUCUUAAUUUGCUCUCUCACAUUUAAUCAGGGUAUGGUUCAACGAUACCUAGCGUUACCAACGGUUCGCAAGGCCAGAUAUGCGCUGAGCAUAUACAUUUUCACCACAUCGUUACUGAUUGCGAUUUGCUGCUAUGCUGGACUGAUCGUUUUUACUUUGUAUUCGCAGUGUGAUCCGUUGAAGACGAAGCUAAUCAGUGCACCCGAUCAACUGUUACCACUGUUUGUCAUGGACUCCUUGGGUGAAUAUCCUGGUACGGCCGGACUAUUCAUUGCUGGAAUAUUUUCUGCAGCUUUAAGCACGUUAUCCACGUCCCUAAAUUCCAUGGCGGCCGUGGUUUUGGAAGAUUUCUACAAACCAUUUGUUCGAAAGCCGUUGACCGAAAGAGAAACCACCUUUUUGAUGAAGGGAGUGGUUUUCCUUGUAGGAAUUGUAUCGACGACAUUGGUAUUUGUCGUUGCAAAAUUGGGCACUGUAUUACAGUUACAAGUGAGCAUCGGAGGCAUUACGGCCGGUCCAGUUGUUGGUGCAUUUACAAUGGGAAUGUUGAUGCCAUGGGUAAAACGAAAGGGAGCCUUUUACGGUACCGUUACGGGCCUGAUUGGAAUGUCUUGGUUGUUGUACAAAGCACAGAGUGAUUUAGCUUCUGGUGAUUUGACGUUUCCCAAGAAACCGGUCUAUACAAAUAACUGCAGCUAUAGCUUUGCGUCUGACGCAUGUUCAAACCAAACGCGCACUGAAAUUGCUGAUGAUGGUUCUUUCAAAAUUCACCAUGUCUCGUACCUAUUCUACACAAUUAUUGGGGCGGCUAUCACAAUUGUGACCAGCACAAUAGUGAGUCUAAUUCUAGACAAUGGAUAUGGAUCGGAUCCCAUGCUUUUCAGCCCAAUCAUUAGAAAAUUUAUUACGAUACCGCAACAUAUGCCAAUUGUUGCGCAAGAUCGAAAUGAAAAAGAUUGCACUGUACACGUUCACACAUUUGCAUUGCAGGAUAACAAAGUACAAUAAAGUUGGUGAUAGC